This is a messenger RNA of Capra hircus (goat), 5858 nucleotides long. RefSeq names its product CDK5 regulatory subunit associated protein 2 (gene CDK5RAP2). Gene Ontology annotation, biological process: positive regulation of microtubule polymerization; centriole replication; establishment of mitotic spindle orientation. The record is from RefSeq and is a predicted model, not a curated record. Lineage: Eukaryota; Metazoa; Chordata; Mammalia; Artiodactyla; Bovidae. The coding region runs from base 174 to 5819 and encodes 1881 amino acids. The transcript is spliced from 37 exons. Gene Ontology annotation, molecular function: gamma-tubulin binding; calmodulin binding; protein kinase binding. Gene Ontology annotation, cellular component: mitotic spindle pole; pericentriolar material; microtubule organizing center.
UCCGGGAAAGAUGGCGGCCGCUGCGGUUUGAAUUCCAGCGGCGCCGCCGGAGUGCGAACAAGAGCUGGGUUGGAGGGGGCGGGGACCUGGGGAGCCGGGCGGGUCGCGAUCCCGCGGGGGAAGCAGUGGCGCCGUCGCUAGACACCAGCGGCACCACCUCCUCUGUGUCCACGAUGGACUCGGUGUUGGAAGAAGACGUCACCCUCCCCGGGACGCGUAGCGGCUGCAGUGGCCUUGCUCUCAAUGUGCCUGAUGACCCGGAAGGCGCCAGCCCUGAUCCUGGUUCGGGAAACGGUGUGCUCCCAAACGUGUCGGAAGAAAAGGUGUCUCCCACCAGAGCGCGGAACAUGAAGGACUUUGAAAACCAAAUCGCUGAACUGAAGAAAGAGAACUUUAACCUCAAGCUCCGCAUCUAUUUCCUCGAGGAGAGCCUGCAGCGGGAGCGUGGCGGCCGCUCGGAGCGCGCCUGCAAAACCAACAUCGAGCUCAAGGUGGAAGUAGAGAGCCUGAAGCGGGAGCUGCAAGAGAGAGAGCGGCUGCUCAUCCAAGCCUCCAAAGCAGUGGAGAGCCUUGCCGGAGGGGGCAGCUCUGAAGUUCAGCGGGUGAAGGAAGAUGCUCAGAAGAAGGUCCGCCAGGUCGAAGAUGUCCUAACCAAGAGGAUCCACCUCUUAGAAGAGGAUGUGAAAGCCGCCCAAGCAGAACUGGAAAAGGCCUUUGCUGGGACAGAAUCAGAGAAGGCUCUGCGACUGAGCUUGGAAAGCAAGCUUUCAGAGAUGAAGAAGAUGCGCGAGGGGAGCCUGGAGAUGGCUGCGGCCCUGGAAGGGAAGGACAGACUGAUUGAGGAGUUGAAGCUGUCUUUGAAGAGCAAAGACGCUUUAAUUCAGUGCCUUAAAGAGGAGAAAUCUCAGAUGGCAUCUCCUGAUGAAACCGUGUCAUCUGGAGAACUCCAAGGACUUUCUGCUGCUCUGAGGGGAGACGGGGAGGGCGAGGCUGAGGCUGCACAGAUGGAGCGGGAAAAGGAGAGAAAUCGCUUUGAAGAGAGGAUCCAGGCACUUCGGGAAGACCUGAGGGAGAAGGAAAGAGAAAUUGCUACGGAAAAGAAAAAUAGUUUAAAGAGGGAUAAAGCCAUUCAGGGUCUAACCAUGGCAUUAAAGGCGAAGGAAAAAGAGAUUGAAGAGCUUAACUCCGAGAUCGAAGUGCUCAGUGCUGCCUUUGCUAAAGCCAGAGAGGCCCCCCAGGAAGCGCAGACCCAGAAAUUCCAGGGGUCUGAAAAUUACGAGGCCGCUCUGUUAGAAAAGGCAGCUCUUUUGGCUGAGCUGCGCUCAGAAAACCUCAGCAAGAGCACAGAGAACCACAGACUGCGAAGGAGCAUUAAGAAGGUCACCCAGGAGCUGAGCAACCUGCAGCAGGAACGGGAGAGGCUGGAGAGGGCGCUGGAGGCAGCCCACCAAGAGAGGAGCAAGGGAGACCAGGAACGGGAGAGGCUGGAGAGGGCGCUGGAGGCAGCCCACCAAGAGAGGAGCAAGGGAGACCACACCCUCCACGACCUUAGAAAUGAAGUUGAGAAAUUACGCAAUGAAGUGAGUGAAAGAGAGAAAGCAGUGGAGAAUUGUUACAAGAGUCUGUUGAGUGAAAGCAAUAGAAAAUUGCAGAGUCAAGAGCAAGUGAUCAGAAGUCUCAGAGAAAGCGCCGCUCAGAAGGACUUGUUGCUUCAGAAAUUCACUGAAAGAGACUUGGAAGCAGUGCAGCGGAGCUGUGCCUCAGGGACGGCAGAGGACCCCGAGUUCAGGAGUGGAGGCGCAAUAGCAGAAGAGUGCUCUUCCCAGUCACCGGGCGGCAAAGGCGUCCUCUCAGAGGAAAAGCAACAGUUAAGCUAUGAAGAGCUGAUUCAGGUCGUGAAGAAAGAACGGGACAUCUACGCACACCUGGUAAAAUCUCUGCAGGACUCAGACAGCAUCAGCGCCCUGCAGGCUGAGUUGAGCAACGUCUUCGCCCUGCGGAAGCGGCUGGAGUGGGACGUGCUCUCGUACCAGCACCUGCGGACGGUCCUGGAGCAGCAGAUCAGCGAGACCCGGCGCCGGGAAGAAGAAACAUUUUCAUUUUAUAGUGAUCAAACAUCUUACCUGAGUAUUUGCCUUGAAGAACACAAUCGGCUUCAAGUGGAACAUUUUUCUCAAGAAGAGCUUAAGAAAAAGGUCGGCGACCUUAUCCAGCUGGUGAAGGAGCUGUAUGCGGACAACCAGCACCUGAAGAAAACCGUUUUUGAUCUUUCCUGCGUGGGUUUCCCAGGAGACAACAAGCCUGAGUCAGUAGAUCAAACAGAGCUUCUGGCUAGCAAGGAGGACGCGGACCUCACCGGAGCUGGAGAGGAGGGCGAGGAUGGUCUGCUGAGUGACGAGUGUCUGGAGCAGAGUCGCAAGACUGUGGCGGAUAGUUCCAAAGGGGGCUGCAAAAAUGGAUAUUUAAGGCACGCAGAUUCCAGUAUCUUAGACUACGGUGGAGCGCACACAUCCGGCGGCCCUGGAGACCAGGGUCUGGAGGAAGGCGAGCUCGUGAGCCUGCUUGCCCCACUCUUCGGCGAGAAGGCUGUGCGGUUCCUGGAAUCCAGAAACAGGCCAGACCUUCUGAAAGCGCUCUGGGAACGGCUUCUGGAACAGAUGUGCUUGACUGAGCAGGAGGCUAUGGAAGGACACCUUGGUACUAAAACGGAGAAGAUGCUGAGGCAGGCGGCCGUUCAGCUAAGAGGCCGUUCAGAAUUCGGACAUUUCAUCCAAGCCAGCUCGUCUCCCGUGCCUCCUGAUGAGCUGCAGUGGCCUCGGGGAGUCCAGCUGGUGCAGGGGGCUGAGGCGUCCAAAGCAGAGCAGAAAGAUGCCUCCGUGCAGACCUCGGCCAUGGAGGGCGACACGCUCAGAUCCGGACACGAGGGCCCGAGAGAGGCUUGGGAGGAGCAACCAGCAGACGCCGAGUUCAGGGCUGGACGUCGGCUGGAGGAGCCCUGCAGGAUGCUGGGGCGGCAGGCCACCGCCCCCGCCUUCCCCAGGAGGACCGAGAAAGAUGCAAAGAAGUCACGCCUGCCCGUCCUGAUAAAGCCAUCACAAUCGCUGGGAAGCGCGUGCCGGCUCCCUGCCUCCCAGGAGGCGGUGGCCCACCUGCAGGCCCAGGUCCUGAAGCUGCAGGGGGAGCUGAAGGAGCUGAAAAUCCACAACAAGCAGCUUCACCAGAAGUUAAUUCUGGCGGAAGCAAUGACAGAGGGGCGGCCGGCGCCAGAGGAAGCGCUCCCAAAAGGCUCUGAAGUUUACCAGCCAGAUGACCCUGCCAUCUUGCCACCAGGCGACGAGGACCCCUCUGAAGACUUCCCAGCUACACACUUGAAUUCCAACAGUCAGUUUUCCACUAAAAUCAGUGUGGUUGGGACUGACCCGCUGGAGAGCACUGAUACCUCCAACGAUAAAGAAAACUUAGAACGAAAAAUCUGUGACCUGGAAACGGAGCUCGAGGGCUACCGGAGCUUCAUCCUGCAGCUGCAGAGGCACUCCCGGUUCAGCGAGGCCGUCAUCACGGUCUUGUGUGGGACGGAAGGGGCCCAGGACGGCUUGAGCAAGUCCAAGGGCAGUGCCGACGAGGAAGAAAUGACCUUCUCGAGUUUGCGCCAGGUCCGUUAUGUGAAACACAUGAAGAUCCUCCACCCGCUGGCGCCAAAGAUGAUGGACGGCGGGCGGCUGGAGAGCCUUGGACAGCAGCUGGUGGGCCAGGAGUGUGAGCUGCAGCAGGAGCAGAAUUUGAACGUGGAGCUUUUCGGUGGAAUCCAUAACCUGCAGAAUAAGAUCAGAGACCUCUCGUCCUCCAGGUACGAUUCGUUAGUUCAGGCCCAAGCCAGGGAACUCUCCCUCCAACGACAGCAGAUAAAGGACAGCCACAGCAUCUGCGUCGUCUACCGCCAGCAUGUGAGCACCAUGAUCAAGGCGUUUGAGGAGCUGCUGCAGGCCAGCGACGUGGACCAGUGCGUGGCCGAGGGCUUCCAGGAGCAGCUGCACCAGUGCGCGGCGCUGCUGGAGCAGCUGGAGAAGCUGUUUCUCAAGGGAGAUUCAGCUGAGGUGGAAAUGAAAACCCAGAGAGAAGCGAGAGAGAGGACUGAAGAAGACAGCUUCACACACCAGCACGCCCUCCCCGAGUCUCCCGCGCCCUCGGCCUGUCGCGCGGCGUCCGACUGCGGACUAUCCGAGAAGUCCUGCUCCUCAGAAGACCAGAAGCAAGACAGCGAGGCCGAGAAGGCGUCGGGCCUGGCAAACAACUUUUCACAAGACUUACUGAUGGAACAUAUACAAGAAAUUCGAAGUUUGAGAAAACGUUUAGAGGAAUCUAUUAAAACGAAUGAAAAGCUACGGAAACAGCUGGAACGACAAGGGGCUGAACGUGACCAAGGUUCUUCAAACGUUUUGGCUUAUGGUCCAGAGGUCCAUAAUUCUCUGACAUCAGAAGUACGUUUCCUGAGGAAGCAGAACCAGGCCCUCAACACGAUGCUCGCUAAAGGAUCCAGAGAUAAACAGAAGGAGAACGAGAAGUUGCGCGAGGCCCUCUCCAGGAAGGCCGCCAGCCUGGAGCAUCUCCAGCGGGAGCUGGCCGCUGUGCGGGCGGAGAAGGAGCGGCUGCAGACAGAGGCAGACGGGAAGGAGAGUCAGAACCAGCGGCUGCUUCAGGAGGCCUGCCACGGCCGCUGGGCGCUGAGCAGGCUGCAGGAGGAGUCGGCCUUGAGGCAGCAGCUGCUCUUGCAGAGCGACAAGCUACUGAGGGCCCUGCGGGCGGAGCUGAAGGUGUAUGAGAAGCUGGACCGAGAGCAGCGGAGGCCGCAAGAGGCCGGUGUGGAGGCGUCGAGAGAAGGCUGGAGGGGCCAGGACCUCCUGGGCCACCUGCACGGCCUCCUGGCCGAGGUCCAGGCUCUGCAGGUGUUGCUGGAGAAAAGCAUCAAGACCAAUAUGACGCUGCAGAGCUGGUUGGAGGAGCGGCUGGUGCAGGAUGGGGAGAAGGCCCGGGAAGCCGCUCUCGAGUUGGCCCUGCAGGCCCUGUCUGCCCCUGAGCAGCCCCUGCCGCUGGACGAGCCUGACGGUGGCAAGUGUCCCAUGGCAACUGACAAUUCAUGUGAUCUGUUUGAUCCUACCCCGGAAAUGCCCCCAAGAUCAGCUUCAGAGAUGCCUCCGCUCUCCAGCAAUGACAUGGACACCCUCUCCUGUGACAGCGGCAGCUCCGUCGUCAGCACCUCCUGCGUGUCCUCCCUGGUCCCCAGCCACCACCUCUGGGUCAGCAAGAGCGGCCGUCACGUGCUGGGCCUGGCCGAGGACUAUGAUGCGCUGUGUGAGCAGAUUGGCCAGGGCCAGACUCUCCUCGCUGAGAUGGACCUUCAAAUCCGAGAGGCUCCUGGCCCCAUCAGUCAGGAGCUGGUAACCAAGGGUCCACACGAGGCACCCCCGAGCAGCUUUGUCACCGGCGUGAGCACCGCCAGGCGGAUGCUGGACGAGGCCGCAAGGUUGCUGGCGUGUUUCUGGAAGGUCUCGCCGCCCACCGACAGCCAGUGCACGCUCCACUGCGAACAGACGGGAGAACUGAAGGCAGAGAUCAGCAAACUCCACAAAAAACUGUUUGAACAAGAAAAGAAGUUGCAGAGCACCCUGAAGCUGUUGCAGCUGAGCAAGAACCAGGAGAGGGUCAUCUUUGACCAGUUGGUUGUGACACACAAGGUCCUUCGGAAGGCCAGAGGGAACCUGGAGCUCAGGCCCGGGAGUGCCCACCCUGGAACGUCCAGUCCCAGCCGACCAGGCUCCUGAGGAGAACUUUGAGCCAAUAAAGCCUGGGGUUCCCACUCA